Messenger RNA from Aspergillus luchuensis, 1848 nucleotides. RefSeq lists its product as uncharacterized. NCBI's taxonomy places the organism in Eukaryota, Fungi, Ascomycota, Eurotiomycetes, Eurotiales, Aspergillaceae. The transcript has 2 exons. The record is from RefSeq and is a predicted model, not a curated record. Bases 1 to 1848 code for a protein of 615 amino acids.
AUGCGUGGCUCUUUCGCUCUUUCUCUGCUCUCUGCGGCGCUGGGCGCCUCUGCUGCUCUCACCGAGUCUAACCUCAAGACCUACGUCGACGUGCUGGCACUCGACAGCUCCUUCAACCCCAUCGAGGCGGCCUACUGGACUGACUACGUCCAUCAUCGUCGGACUCCCUUCGCUGUCUCCCCUGAUGGAAAGACUGCCUAUCUUGCGUACCUGGAUGCCAGUGGGUCUGACGUCCAUGUUACUGAGCUGGACCCGACUACAUUUGAGGCUACGGGAACCACCGUCACUGUCAGCGGUGGACAGGAGGCCGGUGGUCUUGUCGCCCACAAUGACGGCUUCGCCCUGUUGACCAACGAGGCCAUGCCCUCCGGCACCACCAAUGCUCCUCCCAGCGACACUCCCGUCCCCGUUCUCCACCGCUACACCAACGGCAAGCAAACCUGGAAGACCUGGCUCGGUGGUCCCGGCGUCCACUCCUCCGACGGUCUCUCCGCCUCCCCCGACCUGAACGGUGACCUGGUCUACUCCGAGUCCGCCGGCCUCUACGGCGCCUACUUCGUCGUGACCGACUACUCCGGCGACGCCUCCGGCCACUACGGCGACAGCAUCGAAUACGUUGCCGACAACGGCACGCUCGUAACUAUCUCCGGCGCCUCCAGCUCCUGGGGCUGCAGCCACAACACCGGUAUUGCCUUCGAGGCUGCUGACGAGCCUCCCUAUGCCAGUAUCUGCGCCGAAGACCAGGGCGCCAUUUGGCUGAACACCAAGACCCAGGGCAUGACCAACGACGGCAUCAAGAUCUCCAACGAGAACACUACUAACGGUGCCUCCGGUGAAGCCAUGGGUGGUAUGGGCGGCAGCUACAGCGGUCUGGCCCGUUUCGCUGACAGCACUCGGUACAUCUUCACCUGGGUCUCCCGCGGCGCUGUCGACGUGACCGAGAACACCUGGAUGGGCGACGGUUACACCCACGUCAGUAACCGCACUAACCCCCGCAAUGUCGCCCUCGCCCUGUUCAGCGACAAGUACACCAAGGUCGGCAAGCAGGCUACCUCCACCGUCGGUGCCGAGGACGGCGAUAGCCAGGUCACCUGGGUGACCUCGGGGUCGAACGACUGCUCCAAUGCUCACGUCGCUACCUUCGGUAACUCCUCGGCCCUCAUCACCUGGGAGGAGAUCUCCGAUCCCCUUUGUGAAUACAUCGCCAUGGGCUGCCGUGGACAGUUCGCCGGAACUUACUUUCAGGAGGUCGAUUCCGAUGGUAACAAGGUCGGCGAUGCCUUCAAGAGCACGGAUGUCUAUGUCUCCGGCGAUAUGGUCACCAUGUCGGAUGGCCGUAUCUGUUGGCCGUAUGUCAACAUGGACUGGGAUCUCUCUGAGGUCGUUUGGUCUGCCGAUAGCUCCAAGUACACCAAGAAGAUGAGCUUUGCUUGCAUCGGAGGUAGCGGUAGCUCCUCCAACUCUACUACCACUGCCUCUUCUACUGCCAAGGCCAGCAGCUCUGCUUCUGUCGCUGUUGUGAGCAGCGCUUCUGCUGCGGUCACUCAUGUUGCUGCUGGCGCGGCUAGUGUGUCUACUGAGCGUGGGACUGUUUCGGAGACUCCUGUUGCCCCCAGCAGCGUCGCCGCUGUCGCUGCGGAGGCUACUUCGGCUGUUGUCUCUGCCCAGGUCCCCAGCUGGACUGUGGGUGGAGAGGCCCGUCCUUCUACCUUCCAGACCCAGGUGCAGGUGCCUACCCAGGCCGCUCAGGCUGGAUCGAACUGGGGAAUCAACAAGGGCUUUGGCCAGGGAUUCAGUCAGGAAAAUGGACAGGGCGAGGAGGAGCACGAGGGUCACUGCCAGUUCUAA